Messenger RNA from Closterium sp. NIES-67, 345 nucleotides. The record is from the annotation of a GenBank genome assembly. Lineage: Eukaryota; Viridiplantae; Streptophyta; Zygnematophyceae; Desmidiales; Closteriaceae.
CUACCUUGGGCUUGACAUUGAGCGAGAUGUGGAGAGGCGGUGGAUGCGAGUGCAUCAAAAGAAGUACUUGGAGGCCUUGGCUGCAAAUUUUGGGAAGAAUGAAGGUCAUGUGGCUACUCCUCUUCCCUCAGGGUUCAAGUGUGUGAAAGGACCAGCAGAGGAAAGUGUUGGUGAAGAGGAGAGGCGGCGUUUUCACUCCUUGAUCCAAGAACAAGAGCUCAAGAUUUCAAGCCCAAGGGACGCGGAUAAAUAUUAAAUAGUGAAAAUAGUAACGUUACUUCGUGUAGUGUUACAUUUCACUUGGUGUAGCCCCUUGGAGGGUUGGUUUCGAGACUCUUCAUGGUC